AUGGCUUCUGACCCCAUAGACAUAAUUCAGAGAGCUGAGAUCCUGGAGGUGCACACUUUUGGUCCAGAAAGUUCCAAGUUUUACAACAACAACGACCACCACCACCACCAACAACAACUUGACCCCACCACACUCCUCCACAUCCAGCCCGUCCAGCCAUACUUUGAGACGUCAGUGGGCCGCGGCGGGGAGCGGGCAGGGCCCUGCAAGGAGGGCUACAUCUACAUACCUGUGGCCUUCGUCAUCAUGCUCUACCUGGUCUACCUGGUAGAGUGCUGGCACUCCUGCACCAGGCUCGAGCUCAGGUACAAGGUAAGACAACCGCUUCUGGCUAAGAAAGAUACACGAUGGACAUGUAUUUCAGAACACACUGUUGAAACUGUUCAAUACGACUGUCCAUUGUCGAUGAGAAAAGAAAUCGUCUUAAACUGGUGGCGCUUGCAACUGCAUAAGCCCACCCCAAACCCACAGGUGUACUAUGAAAGGGUCGACUCCACCACUGCUGGGGCGGCCUUCAACUUCGCCCAGUGCGGGGUCAAGGACAUCUCUCGACCUCUGUGUGACCUUGAGAAGUUCCCGGCCAUCAAGAUCAAAGUCAGCAAGGGUUUCUCCUUCUCCAACCUGGACACAGAGUACGAGUUUGAGGAACAGAGGGCCCAGUUUUUUCAGGAGUACGAGACCAAAGACGACUACAUGGAGGGGCGGGAGGGGAUGGACCUGAUGGGCAUCAACUUCCGGGAGUACAUGGUGGCCUUCCGUGACCCCAACAACCUGCCGUGGUACGUGAGUCACCUCGUCUUCUGGCUAGCCUCCCUUGUCCUGCUCUCCUGGCCGCUGAGGGCCAUCAUAGAGUACAAGACUGCUCACCUGCACUACCACGUGCACAAACUCUUCGGCAGUAACUACGUCACGGAUGACGCGCAGUGCACGGGCCUGAUGACGCGCGUGAGCACGAUGAACAGCGACGACCUAGAAAUGAGCAUACGAAACAACAACGUGGUGGCUCCCAGCUACUCGGAGGUCAUGCUGGCCGACACCACAACGACGCGGCGAGGAGAUUACGGCGCCAUCAAAAGCGCCAAGUUCCCGCGUAGUUUGACCAACGUGACUCUCGCCAGAGGGACUUCCAUCGUCCGUAGGUCGGGGACACCGACCGUGACCAUGAACAGGGUCAAGACUUUCCGGAGCUGUACGGCCUUCGGAAAAUCCGACUCCACCGAGUCGUCCUUGAACUCUGUGAGGUCACAGGUGCAACAGCUGCUGCAGCAACAUGGCGGCAGGGAGCGUCUGCACAGACGUCGGCGAGUCCUGUCCUCGGUCAGCGUGCCAGGUCUGUCUAUGGCCGCCGGCGCCGGGACCCGCUCAAACCUGGGGACGCCGCCCGAUGACGUCAGACUGACGCCCGAUGACGCAGGGAUCACGCCGAGCUUCUCCUGUCACUCCGUCGGUUCCUCGCAGACGACUAGCGCGUGUGAACCGAUGACUGAGCCGAUGAGUGAGCCGAUGAGUGAGCCCAUGAGUGAGCCCAUCACUUCCGCCGUGCGCCGACCCGUGGCCUAUUUCAGCAGGAGCGGGGAACUGCUCAGAGGGGGCUUCUCCACGAGCCAACAGCAGCUGUCCAACAACUACGAGGAGGCCAUAAAGAUGCGACUGAUCCACUCCUCCCCGCCCCUGCCGCUCCCCCACCAACCCGCCAGCAGGGGGAGACGACCCACCUCCGGAGUUCCGGCUAGCGACGUCACGGAAAUUGGAUUAGGCGCUGAUCCCUCCCGAGUGCUCCCGCCAGAUGGCGCGCCAGUCACGCAGAUCCCAAAAAACGGAAGCGAGGAGACAGACACUGUGUUUCUGCAACAGUCAUCAGAGCAGCAACUGGAGCAGCAGCAGCAGCAGCAGCAGCAGCAGCAGCAAACUAGCCCAACUCAGCAACAGCAACAGCAACAUCAGACAUUGUAUCAACAUCGUCCGCUAAAACUCCGACCACUUCCCAAAGUGAACACAUCUGUGUGCGCGAUGUCGGAAGAUGAUUCCGAUGUGGACUGUUUACACAGUGAGCGCGGUUCCGAGUCUGAGUGUCAGAGAAACCAGCCUAGAACUCGGGGAUUUCAGUCUGGUGCCAUGUCCGAACCUUGUACAAAUAGGAAUUCACUUAUGCACAGUUCAGGGAAUCAGGCCGAGCAAAGAAGUUGUUCUGAAAGAGUUGAUGAACAAAUCACAGCUUUGAAAAUCAAGCACAAUCCAUUCGCCAAAGCUUUCCUGGACGCUAAAGAGCGCCCCUCGCUCUCACUCGCCAGCUCUCUAAUCAAUGCCUCCUCCCCCCCUCCCCCCGGGAACCACAGUGUGGGCGGGCGGCGAGGGCGCGCGGCGAGAGGUCAGAGUGUCGCCAUGUUCCCGCCAGUCCCAGGCCUUGGGGGCCGAGUCGGGCUUGUCACUUUCACGACCGGCUUGUCAAUUCCUCCCACCCCCGCCAGCAACGACUCAUCGACCCCUGUCCCUCCACAGCCGGCCAAUGAGAGAGCGAGUCGUGAGACGAAGCCCCGCCCCCUGGCUCGCUCCCAGGCAGGUGAUAGGUGGCGGGAAGUAGCGAGCGGGUGGCGCGGUGAUUUCUGCAAGCUGUUGGAGAGGAGCUAG
Molecule: messenger RNA, 2628 nt
Organism: Aplysia californica (California sea hare)
Lineage: Eukaryota; Metazoa; Mollusca; Gastropoda; Aplysiida; Aplysiidae
Exons: 9
Coding region: 1-2628 (875 amino acids)
Source: RefSeq, a predicted model, not a curated record